Messenger RNA from Hemicordylus capensis (graceful crag lizard), 2756 nucleotides. RefSeq names its product methyltransferase 13, eEF1A lysine and N-terminal methyltransferase (gene METTL13). The transcript has 8 exons. Lineage: Eukaryota; Metazoa; Chordata; Lepidosauria; Squamata; Cordylidae. Bases 141 to 2282 code for a protein of 713 amino acids. The record is from RefSeq and is a predicted model, not a curated record.
UAGAACAUGAGAGGCAAAAGCGGGAGGCUAAAGUAGCCAAUGUGCUUCGAAGCUAGCAAAGAAGGCGGGAGGAAUAAGGCACUUCCUGUAUAUUUUCCCCUUCCGAGAAUCGGCUUCCGGUCCUCGUGGGCACCGCAGGAAUGGAGGACUUGAAGCUGUUGCCGAGACACACGCGCGACUUCGCCUCGGCCGCUUACUGGGAGCGCUUCUUCCGCGAGCGGGGCGAGCGUGCUUUUGAGUGGUAUGGCGAGUGGCAAAAACUCCGCACACCCCUGGAACGAUAUCUGCGUCCGCGGGACUCGAUCCUUGUUGUUGGGUGUGGCAAUUCAGAACUGAGUGAGCAGCUCUAUGAUGAGGGGUACCAAGAUAUUGUCAACGUGGACAUUAGUGAGGUGGUCGUCAAACAGAUGCAGGAACGCAGUGCUUGUCUGAGGCCCAAGAUGAGUUACCUGGUCAUGGAUGUGCUGCAAAUGGAGUUCCCUGAUGAACGUUUCCAGGUGGUGCUAGACAAAGGCACUCUUGAUGCCCUCCUGACUGAUGAGGAAGAAGCUACUUUGGACAGGGUACAAAAAAUGUUUGCCGAAAUUGGCCGUGUCCUGCAGUUUGGGGGCCGUUAUUUGUGUGUCUCCUUGGCCCAAGCACAUGUAUUGAAGGCGUCCAUGGAAUAUUUCUCCCGGGAAGGCUGGAUGGUUCGAAUACAUCAAGUCUCUGGCAAUGAAGGAAGCACUUCAGAGGGACAAUUUGCCCUGCCUAUCUUUGUCUACGUUCUGACAAAAAUCAGGCACACACCAGGCUCAGCUUUAUGCAUCUUGGAGAUGUGUACUGAAAAGCAGGACAAGCCUGUCCGGUUCGAGAGCACUGACCAUCUUAUUGAGGCGGUGAAAGAGAGACAACAGUACGCUCUCCUGCGCAACCAGCUCAAUAAAAACUCAAGUGCAGGGUCCAUUUCCUUGGAUCUCUGCAGUAAGGAUACUGGGCAAGCCCGCUACACUUUGCAUGUGGUGCACAACUUGGCUGUGAAAGUGUCUCGUGACAAUCGAUUUGCCAUCUUUAUCAUACCACAGGGCAGAGAAACUGAGUGGCUUUUUGGGACAGAGGAGGGACGAAAGCAGUUGGCUGCAAGUGCAGGAUUCCGGCGCCUAAUAACUGUGGCCUUGCACAGAGAUCAGCACUAUGAAGACAUGGGUACCAUCCAGGCAGAGCUGUCAGAAAAAGUGAUGGAACUGAGCCCACCUGAUCUCCCAGCCCAGCAGCAGGUUCCCUUUCUGUCAGUGGGUGGAGACAUUGGGAUCCGCACCAUCCAGCAUCGUGACACUAGCACCCUCAGCGGGGAGUAUGUUAUUGAAGAUGUGAAGGGAGAUGAUGCCCACUAUUUCCGCCGCCUCAUCUUCCUCAGCAAUAGGAAUGUGGUGCAGUCAGAAGCCAGGCUUUCAUCCAGGGCACCCCACAAAGGGAAUAAGAAGCACAGAAAAAAGAAAAGAGCGGCUUCCAGUGUUCCUGCGGAGCUAACUGCUGCACCAGCCAGUCAGUCUAUCGACAAGAGCUACCUGUGCUGUGCUCAUCACAGAGCCAUGGUAGCAGGACUGUGCUUGCUGAAAAAUCCAGAAUGCCUCCCAGAGGCCCUGAUCCGUGUGCUGGUGAUUGGCCUGGGUGGCGGCAGCCUGCCCCUCUUCAUCCAUGACUACUUCUUGCAGUGCUGCAUCGACGUGGUGGAGAUUGACCCGGCCAUGCUGGAGAUGGCUACAAGCUGGUUUGGCUUCUCUCCAGGAGACAGGCUUAAAGUUUACAUUGCAGAUGGCUUAGUAUACAUCUCCAGCCUAGCAGCAGAAGGUAACAAUUCUCAGAGGCCUAUCUGUGCUGAAGCCACUUGCAGGUCUCCAGCCUCAUAUGAUGUUGUCAUGUUUGAUGUGGACAGCAAAGACCCUUCCUUGGGAAUGAGCUGCCCUCCCUCAGCCUUUGUGGAGAAGUCCUUCCUUCAGAAAGUGAGGGUCCUUCUGAAAACAGAAGGCACCUUUAUCCUCAAUUUGGUAUGCCGGAACUCCCUGCUCCGAGAUGAUGUAUUGGCCACCCUUAAAGAAGCUUUUCCUGUGCUCUAUGCCCGAAGGAUUGAAGGGGAAGUGAAUGAGAUCCUCUUCUGCCAACCACAAACCAAGCACAAACUAUCUCCUGUGGACCUCCGUGAGACAGCUCAGAUUCUGGAGAAGGCACUGAGGCAACCUGGUCAAACAUGGGACAGCACUUAUGUCUUGGCAGAUAUGCUAGAAGCAGUGAGAUUGGUAUGAGGAAAGAGUUCUCCACUCUAUACAGCAUCUGGCCUUGUGAAGAGAAAAAGCAGUUGACUGUAGUUCAGUUUACAGCUCUUGUGCUGUGGAAUGAUUAUGCUUUCUAAUCAAGAGGCUGGAAGGAUAAGAAAUACCUAGACUGUCCUUGAAAGUUGCACAGGAAACUUUGCUCUAGAGGACUGGGACUCUGAGUGGUGACUACCAGUAAAGCAUGCCAUGAAACUCUUCUUAGGAGCACCCCUUAGUUCUGGGUUUUCCUGGAAACAGCAGUAAAGAUGCAGAGUCUCCCCUCCAUUCUCUGUACUCAGUGGAAGAUUAAGAAACUCACAUCAGCUCUAGGAAAAGUGUGUGUGUGUGUGUGUGUGUGUGUGUGUGUGUGUGUGUGUGUGUGUGUGUGUGUGUUAAAAUAAAUGGUUUCCUCUAUUUUGUAUCUGGUCAUGCAGUAUAAAAGCCUAUAUUCAUUAUGUCUCUAAA